UCAUGGCUGCGUUCGCGUCAACAGUUCGCCGCAGCGUUUACAAUACGGGAGCGAUGGAUCAAUAGUCCGCUUGUUGCAUUCGUUUUGUAAAGUAGUAUUAAUUUGUUCGAUAAUUGUACUUAACUUUAAGAAUGCCGUCUCGCGGAGAGGAUAUCCUCAAAGGUUUCCAAGUUAAUUGGAUGAAUCUACGUGAUGCUGAUAACGGGAAAAUUCUGUGGCAGGGCAACGAGGACUUAUCUGUACCUGAUGUGGAACAUGAAGCGCGUGUACCAAAGAAGAUUCUCCGAUGCCGGGCAGUAUCAAGGGAGAUUAAUUUCAGUUCUGCAGAGCCGAUGGAGAGGUUUCGCCUAGAGCAGAAGGUGUUAUUUAAAGGCCGUUGCCUGGAGGAAUGGUUCUUCGAAUUUGGCUUUGUCAUUCCUAACAGUACCAAUACGUGGCAGAGCUUGAUUCAGGCUGCGCCUGAAAGUCAAAUGAUGCCGGCAAAUGUAUUGAACGGCAACGUCGUGAUAGAAACAAAAUUCUUCGACGACGAUCUCUUAGUGUCUACCAGUCGAGUCCGUCUCUUCUACGUCUAAGGUGAUUUCCCAACGGUCCUCAUAAUCGUACGCGGGUCCAAUCAGUAUGAACCGAUCCUAUAAAUAAAACUAGGAUAACACGCAGUGAUAAGUUAAAAAAAAAAGGAUCAGUUCUUACUCCUCUGAUCUCUUACGUACAUUUUUCAUGCACGUGUUAACAGUUUCUGACAAUAUCAAUAAGUUUUGUAGUAAUUUACACACCGAGGUUCGAGCGCGUUUAUCACCGUACUGCAUUUCAAUCUAGAUAAGGCCUAAUAUCUAAUGUAUCUAGAUUAGCAUUCGAAUAACUUUCUCCAAUGGUCGAGUGAUUUAAACUGAUUUAAAAUGAUUAAACGUCAAGCUCAAAUCUUAAAUUGUUUGGAUCGAGUUUGAAGGUAUAUUCGAAUAUAAUUUAAAUUUACGUAAGAUAGUCUAACAAAACUAAACGAUGAAAAUAAAAAAAACUAGUUCAAUUAUUGAUCUCGUUCGAAUUGUUUGGGUCUGAAACUUCCAAAUAUCGAAACUCGGCUUUUAGCUUGAAAUAUUCGAACAAUUCGAUCGCAUGAAAAUUCGUCCGAGUCUUUUAUUCGAAUACUAAUCUAAACUGUGUUCUCCACUUGUGGAAAUGUGAGACAUACUAUAAAGAUACGCACCGUUAAAGCACGUAAAUUAUUUAUUAUUUGUUAAAUAUAAAUAAGUGUAAUAAAUUUUGUACAUAUUACUACACCGAGCAAUAAAGUUCCAGAAAAGGUUGAACUU
Messenger RNA from Ooceraea biroi (clonal raider ant), 1313 nucleotides. RefSeq names its product Prenyl-binding protein (gene PrBP). Gene Ontology annotation, biological process: sensory perception of light stimulus. The record is from RefSeq and is a predicted model, not a curated record. Gene Ontology annotation, cellular component: cytoplasm. Lineage: Eukaryota; Metazoa; Arthropoda; Insecta; Hymenoptera; Formicidae.